This is a messenger RNA of Letharia lupina, 2022 nucleotides long. RefSeq lists its product as uncharacterized. The record is from RefSeq and is a predicted model, not a curated record. NCBI's taxonomy places the organism in Eukaryota, Fungi, Ascomycota, Lecanoromycetes, Lecanorales, Parmeliaceae. Gene Ontology annotation, molecular function: metallopeptidase activity. The transcript is spliced from 7 exons. The coding region runs from base 1 to 2022 and encodes 673 amino acids.
AUGGCUUACACCAAAUUUCUAUCCGUCUAUGUAUUCUUGAUCAUUGGACGACGAGCUUGUGCUACACCUGUUCCUCAAGGCGACCUAGAGUCUCUCUAUGCGCCUCCACCUAAUCCCACUUGGACACCCGCCUCAGAAACCACACUUCAGCCGUCGCCAACAAAUACCAUCGCACCGCCUGAGGAUUUAUCAGGUACUGAUGACGAACCGGUUGCAAAUACUGCGCUCUCAAGAAAGUUCGUAGACAGUCGUUGCACGCCCCAACAGCAGGCCAUUAUCGAGAAUGCAUGGUACGAAGCAAGUUUGCUUGACGAUGCCUCAACGAAAUAUGUACCGAAUGGCGCAUUUUCCACCGCGUAUAUCAACCAUUUUGGAGCAAACGUUGCAGACACUGACAACCUGAAUAGGCGGCAUGCUCUCGAGACUGACAAUGCUCCCUCAAACGCCUACAUCUACUAUUACUGCUACGAUUGGAGAAACAACUGCCCCCGGGGUAGAGGAGGCUAUUCAGAUACUAAGGUUAUCAACGAGGUUACCAAAUUGCCAGACUCAGCGAAGGAGAAGAACAUCCUGGAACCCUUUUACUAUACCAGGGGUAUGGCAAUGUAUCACGAGACCUGGCACAUGCGGUACACGAUUUCCAAUCCAAUGAUCGAGGAUUAUAAUCCAGGCUAUUGGCCCCAGGGUUCCUGGGAUUUGGCUGCAACGAAAGGCGCCUAUUGGACAUCGCUCAAUGCCGACUCUUACGUCUGUUCCAACUUGGCUAUAUACUUAUGGGAUCUCUUCAAAUUGGCCACGGCUCCCCUUCCUAGGAAGGUGUACGAGCAACGAAACGGUUUCACAUCUUCGUACUCUGGAAUCACUUUUACCUACGACGAUUCCAAUGCAACUGAGGAAUCCUUUCCGGCCAGUUUCGUCGAUCCAAGUGAUCCUAAUGAUCCAAACGCUGCACCCGAUCCGAAGCUUUGGACUGCUUUUGAAGGAAAAGCACCAAUACCGGUUCCUACGGAAAUGUGCGCUAUUCAUGUCGAUGAGUUUCAAGACUGUGCAGACGUGUAUUCCAACUUGUUUGCUUCAGUAACCGUGAAGGACAGCGACGGCAAUGUCCUCGGCGAAACGACGGUCAAUGAUACAUAUCCUUUGGGAAUGCCGAUCAACGUCGGAGAUACAUAUGCUUUCUCAUUCAACGAGCUGGCAUCUACCGCGUUAAUGAUCACGGGAGAGCAUGCUGGUGACUAUAUUCAAUUUACUCUAGGGACGUUGUCUUGGACGAGUAGGACCACGACAGGAGUUGCCACUUGUAGGAACGGAGGGUGGGACCCUAAGGAUGGUCCAAUCUGUGCCACUUGUAGGAACGGAGGGUGGGACCCUAAGGAUGGUCCAAUCUGUGCUCCACGCACUCAACGGCACAGGGAGCAGAACGCGCGUAAAAUUGCUGUAUCCAAAAUGGGGGACGUAAUUUUACAAUUCGGCAAAACUUGGUGUGCCGACAUUGUCGAACCCAUUUUCUCUUACCACCAUACACGUAAACAACCUGCGAACACUUUGCACACUGACACAACCUCUUCCUCACCAAAAACGAUAUUCAAGUCUUUGCAUCUGAAUCACAAUCAUCGAGCAGCAACCUCCCCCACAAUCAACCAGACACCCGUCCUGUCCGCCUCGAAACCACCCCCCACAAUGCCCUCCCGCUCCAAUCCCAACACACCCACCUCCCUCAAGCCCAAAACAGCGCGCACCCUCAAAAGUAAGCGGCAGCAGACCCAGCGCCUCGCCAAAAACAAAAUCACAAAGCCCACACCGCGCACGAGCCAAGCAAUCAGGAAAGCAGCGCCGCUGUCGAGAAAGAAGGCCAAAAAGGUGGAGAAGAAAGUUGGAUAUGCGAAGAAGAGGGCAAUGGAGGAGGCGGGGGAGGUGGAGAUGAAGGAUGUAGCGGAGUUUGAUGGGAAGGUUGGGAGAUCGGAUACGGCAGUGGGGGAAAGGAGAGGCGAUGCGGAUAUGGAGGUGGAUGGGGUGGAGUGA